AAAUCGCAAUCACCGCAUGAGCCAGCGCGAUGAUAUUAAACGCCCACUGUCAUAUGAGAUCAGGGGCGUCGUCAGGCGGAGCAUGUUGCUCAGGUUUAGCAGUCAACCCCCUUCUCUGCAAAUCCAACUUCCAUUAACUUCCCUCUCUUUUCUCCCUCCAACAUGAUGCCCUUGUUUCCCGCUGUAACCUUCAAGCAGCACCAACUCUAAUAAUCCUUCCUCUUAGCUUUCUUAAACCUGCUCCAUACGAUCUCUCACAAACAGGGGCUAUGGGAGGUAAGGUUAUGAGCUCCAAUUUUUGUAGAUUUUGGAUUCUUCUGGCGUUGUUUGCUGUGGUGGAUUCUUCCUGCAACAGCACCGACUACGAGUUGGUCUCCAAAGCCUUUCAAUCUGUCGCUGGCUUUAAUGUUUCCUGGUUCCAUACGCAAGGUUUAAACUGUUCAAAAGCUUCUCAGAUUACUUCCAUACAGCUUGCUUCCAAGAAUCUGAGGGGGGUUAUUUCUUGGGCUUUCAUCAGGAAUAUGUCUGACUUGCACGUUCUCGAUCUUUCUGGGAAUUUUCUCCAAGGCCAUGUACCUCGCUGGUUUUGGACAUCUCCCAACUUAUCAAAAGUUGAUCUUUCUAAUAACAAGUUUGGAGGGAGCAUUGAGCUCGAAUCCCCCGCAGGAAACUCCCCGUUUUCAUCGGUUCAGAGUCUCAAUCUCUCUCACAACAGCUUCACCAAUCUGCCUCAACUCUCUGGUUUCUCAAACCUCAGAAUUCUCGACCUCUCGCAUAACAAUUUGAGGACUCUGCCCACUGGGUUUCGAAACCUCACCGGGCUACACCAUCUCGACCUCUCAAGCUGCAAUAUCAAAGCAAACGUAAAAACCAUUUCUGUUCUGCGCUCGCUGAAUCACUUGGACUUGUCGAACAACACUUUCAAUGGCAAUUUCCCUUCUGAUUUCCCUCCUCUGGAGGAGCUCAAGUUCUUAAACAUUUCUUACAACAACUUCACGGCACUGGUUCACUUGGACAAGUACAAGAAAUUUGGCAACUCAGCUUUCAUUGACGCCGGAAACAACUUCGCUCACAAUACAUCUAGUACCCCCAGUCUUGAUCCGCCUUCUCAUCAUGCUUUAAAAGCCUCGACGAACCACCACAAACACAAAACUCUGGUGGCGGCUGUAUGCUCUGCUUCAGCAUUUGUGCUGGUUCUAUUUAGUAUAUGGGCGUUUUGCAUUUACAGAAAGAAGAGGCGACUGGCGAAGAAGAGGAAAUGGGCAAUCUCGAAGCCAGUGCCUCAGGGAAUAAAGGUGGACAAAUCGGGGCCUUUCGCAUUCGAAACCGAGUCAGGAAGCUCGUGGGUAGCGGAUUUGAAGGAGCCAUCGUCGGCACCCGUGGUGAUGUUCGAAAAGCCGUUGAUGAACCUUAGCUUCAAGGACCUGAUAGCUGCCACGUCACACUUCGGCAAAGAGUCGAUGCUGGCGGAGGGAAGGUGCGGGCCCGUGUACAGAGCCGUCGUCAUUCCCGGCGACAUCCACGUGGCGAUCAAAGUUCUGGAGAAUGCAAGAGACGUCCAUAGCGAUGACGCCAUCGCGCUGUUCGUUGACCUGUCUAAGCUCAAACACCCCAAUUUAUUGCCACCAUCCGGAUACUGCAUUGCAGGUAGCGAGAAGCUGAUUUUGUACGAGUUUAUGUCAAACGGCGAUUUGGGUAGGUGGCUGCAUGAGCUGCCAACGGGGCAAACCGACGUGGAGGAUUGGACCGGUGACACGUGGGAGAUUCAGAACGGCUCCGGAUCGCAGGUCUCAUCCCCACCGGAGAAGAUGAACUGGCUGACACGACACCGUAUUUCCGUCGGGAUUGCUCGGGGGCUAGCGUAUCUUCACCACGCGGGGUCAAAGCCCGUCGUCCACGGCCACCUAGUGACUUCAAACAUCUUGCUCGGCGACGACUUGGAGCCCCGGAUCGCCGAUUUUGGGAUCCAAAGCAUCGGGAAGGAGCAGCAGAGCCCGACCUGCAGCACAGAGACGGACGUUUACUGCUUCGGGGUGGUGCUGAUGGAGCUGUUAACAGGGAAGCCCGGCACGGCGGAGACGGUGGUCCGGGUGAGAAAGGCGGUGAGGGAGGGGCAGGGGGAGCGCGCGUUGGAUGAGAGGCUGAGACUGAGCUGCGAGCGGGAAAACGAGAUGCUGGAGAGCCUGCGAGUCGCGUACUUGUGUACGGCCGAGUCGCCCGGCAAAAGGCCCACCAUGCAACAGGUUCUGGGUUUGCUCAAAGACGUUCACCCACACGCCCCGAGUUGACUCGCUCCCCAACCCGUUCCUCUUUUUCGAGUUCCAACACAGUAGCAAUCAUGAACCACGCUCUUUGGGAGCGCCUGGAACGCCGCCUCGUUAAAGUGACGAAUUCCUGAUUCCACGUUGAGCGGGAGUUGUUUGUACGGGCAGGGAGUUCGCGUGGUGUUGGCUAUGGAGUUUUGGAUCAUCCUGGUUUGUUUCCUAAUGUAUUAUAAUAUUUUUUGAAAAGAAAAGGAGAGGGAAAAAAAGACGGGAAAAAAAAAGUGGGGUAGGAAGGAUAGCUUUUGCGAAGGAUUCUGAUAAACCAAAAGGUUGAGAGAGGCGUUACGCAGCAUAUAUAUAUUUUUUUCUUUUUGCUUUGAGGAGCAUAAGACAGGGAGGGUUGCUUCAUUGUUUAAUAUUGCUUCUCUCUUUCACUUUGGGUCUUUAUGCCUUUUUUUUGUUUUGGUUUAAAUUGAGUGGUGGGUUUGUGAUUUCAUGUGGCAAGAGAAUAUCCUACCUUUGCCUUUAGUCCCAAAAAGAAACAAAGAGGAGGGAGGAUAGAUAGUUACACCUAAACUUGGCCAUAUUUGCGGGUUAUGCUUUGUUUUCUAUAUUCACACCCGAAGGGACCAUUUACUUACAUUGCCGUGUGCUACCGGAAGUGCCGCUGGUUUCGUGUCGUUUUUUGGGGUAAAUUCUUGUGAUUUGUCAAUACUGGAGGCUGAUCCUGAUUUGUUGUUUCAUUGGUCAAUGAGUCAACUAUUUACAAUUGUUGAAGCUACCUUGGAAUUUCUUUCUUCGGGGUAUUAAAAAAUUGAUUGGGGUCUUUAAGACGCCUAGAAUUUGAGUGAUGCAGUGUCUCCCAGCAUGGAAAUUUCCAUAUACUUUUAUAUUCUCUCAUCAUUUCAGGUGUACCUUUUGGAUGGGAUUAAGUAUUGUUUAAUUCAUAUAGUAUAGUCCCGUUGGUUCAACUAUAGAAUGUACUGGUCGGCUCUGUGAGUCUAUAUUUUGCACCUCUAAGUCAA
Molecule: messenger RNA, 3289 nt
Organism: Neltuma alba
Lineage: Eukaryota; Viridiplantae; Streptophyta; Magnoliopsida; Fabales; Fabaceae
Product: calmodulin-binding receptor kinase CaMRLK-like
Exons: 2
Coding region: 270-2288 (672 amino acids)
Biological process (GO): protein phosphorylation
Molecular function (GO): protein binding; ATP binding; protein kinase activity
Source: RefSeq, a predicted model, not a curated record